Diceros bicornis minor is the source of this 771-nucleotide messenger RNA. It is a transcript of the gene ABRACL, whose product is annotated as ABRA C-terminal like. The record is from RefSeq and is a predicted model, not a curated record. NCBI's taxonomy places the organism in Eukaryota, Metazoa, Chordata, Mammalia, Perissodactyla, Rhinocerotidae. The coding region runs from base 119 to 364 and encodes 81 amino acids. The transcript has 3 exons. Gene Ontology annotation, biological process: regulation of actin filament-based process.
CAGUCACUUCCUUCCUCAGCCUCUUCCUCCCUAGUGCGCUGGAGAGGAUAGCCGGGUUGGCACCGACGUGCACCAGUUUUUCAUCGGAAAAGAAAAGGAGGCGGAGAAGUGAGCAGCAAUGAAUGUGGAUCACGAGGUUAACCUCUUAGUGGAGGAAAUUCAUCGUCUGGGUUCAAAAAAUGCUGAUGGGAAGUUAAGUGUGAAAUUUGGGGUCCUCUUCCAAGAUGACAAAUGUGCCAACCUCUUUGAAGCAUUGGUAGGAACUCUCAAAGCUGCAAAACGAAGGAAGAUUGUCACAUACCCAGGAGAGCUACUUCUGCAAGGUGUUCAUGAUGAUGUUGACAUUAUAUUGCUGCAAGAUUAAUGUGGUUUGCAUAUCUUUGUUUAUUGUUAUUUUUUGUUGCUGGUAAACUGGAAUAUUAAGUCAAAGGGCAAACAUAUGAACAUACUUAAUGUAUUUUUAUAGAACUUUGUAAACAAAAGGAGACUCAUUUCAGAAGUCUGUCCUUUUUUAUAUCUUGAAAGAGAAUUUAUGUAUGACACUGUAAAAUAAAUAUAACCUAUCAUUUUUCUCAGGAAUCUGGUUGGAAAAUAUAGGCACUGAGGCUUUUUUUAGUGUGGGUGCAAGAGUGCUUGUUUCAUAAAUCAUUCUUAGACAAUUUCUACACAUACUUGACAUUCUGUGAAAGCAAGAAGUAAACUGAAGACCAGCUCCCACAAGGAACGUUAUAACGUUUACGUAAUAAAAACAUGUAACUGUCUUAAAAUUGC